AUGAAAGAGAAGUCCAAAAAUGCUGCCCGGACUAGGAGGGAGAAGGAAAACAGUGAAUUUUAUGAACUGGCUAAAUUACUGCCUUUGCCCUCGGCUAUCACCUCGCAGCUGGACAAAGCAUCCAUAAUCAGACUCACCACCAGCUAUCUCAAAAUGAGAGUAGUGUUCCCAGAAGGGCUCGGCGAGGCGUGGGGCCACUCGAGUCGCACCAGCCCCUUGGACAACGUGGGCAGAGAACUGGGCUCCCAUCUGCUCCAGACCCUGGACGGCUUCAUCUUUGUGGUGGCCCCAGAUGGGAAGAUCAUGUACAUCUCGGAGACAGCCUCAGUCCACCUGGGUCUUUCUCAGGUAGAGCUGACUGGGAACAGCAUUUAUGAAUACAUCCACCCGGCGGACCACGAUGAGAUGACCGCUGUGCUCACGGCCCAUCAGCCCUACCACUCUCACUUCGUCCAGGAGUAUGAGAUCGAGCGCUCCUUCUUUCUGAGGAUGAAGUGCGUCUUGGCCAAGAGGAACGCGGGCCUCACCUGCGGAGGGUACAAGGUCAUUCACUGCAGCGGCUACCUGAAGAUCCGCCAGUACAGCCUGGACAUGUCCCCCUUCGAUGGCUGCUACCAGAACGUGGGCCUGGUAGCCGUGGGCCACUCACUGCCUCCCAGCGCCGUCACGGAGAUCAAGCUGCACAGCAACAUGUUCAUGUUCCGCGCCAGCCUGGACAUGAAGCUCAUAUUCCUGGACUCCAGAGUAGCGGAGCUGACGGGGUACGAACCUCAGGACCUAAUUGAGAAGACCCUGUACCACCACGUGCACGGCUGCGACACCUUCCACCUGCGCUGCGCCCACCACCUGCUGCUCGUGAAGGGGCAGGUGACCACCAAGUACUACAGGUUCCUGGCGAAGCACGGCGGCUGGGUAUGGGUGCAGAGCUAUGCGACCAUCGUCCACAACAGCCGCUCGUCCAGACCACACUGUAUCGUCAGCGUCAACUAUGUCCUCACGGACACGGAAUACAAAGGGUUGCAGCUCUCCCUGGAUCAAAUCUCAGCCUCUAAACCAGCCUUCUCCUACACCAGCAGCUCCACUCCUACCAUGACUGACAACAGGAAGGGGGCCAAGUCCAGGCUCUCCAGCUCAAAGUCAAAAUCCAGAACUUCCCCCUAUCCUCAGUAUUCGGGAUUUCACACGGAAAGAUCUGAAUCUGAUCACGACAGCCAGUGGGGUGGAAGUCCCCUGACCGACACAGCCUCUCCGCAGCUCCUGGACCCCGCGGAGAGACCCGGCUCUCAGCAUGAUGCCUCGUGCGCCUAUAGACAGUUCUCUGACCGCAGCUCCCUGUGCUAUGGCUUUGCGCUGGACCAUUCCAGGCUGGUGGAGGAGAGGCACUUCCACACCCAGGCCUGCGAGGGAGGCCGGUGUGAGGCAGGCAGGUACUUCCUGGGAACGCCGCAGGCCGGGAGGGAGCCCUGGUGGGGCUCUCGUGCAGCCUUGCCCCUGACCAAGUCUUCCCCAGAAAGCAGAGAAGCCUAUGAAAACAGCAUGCCUCACAUCGCUUCCGUCCACAGGAUCCACGGGCGAGGUCAUUGGGAUGAAGAUAGUGUGGUCAGUUCUCCAGACCCUGGGUCUGCCAGCGAAUCAGGUGACCGAUAUCGCACUGAGCAGUAUCAAAGUAGCCCACACGAGCCUAGCAAAAUUGAAACUCUGAUAAGAGCCACCCAGCAAAUGAUUAAAGAAGAAGAGAACAGAUUGCAGCUAAGGAAAGCCCCCCCAGACCAACUGGCUUCCAUUAAUGGAGCUGGGAAAAAACACUCCCUCUGUUUUGCAAACUACCAACAGCCCCCGCCAACAGGGGAAGUCUGCCACAGCUCUGCUCUUGCCAACACUUCACCAUGUGACCACAUCCAGCAGAGAGAGGGAAAGAUGCUGAGCCCCCAUGAAAAUGACUAUGACAACAGUCCCACUGCACUGUCUCGAAUAAGUAGUCCCAAUUCGGAUCGCAUUUCAAAAUCCAGUUUGAUCCUAGCUAAAGACUAUCUACAUUCGGAUAUGUCUCCACAUCAGACAGCGGGAGACCAUCCUGCCGUCUCUCCAAACUGCUUUGGUUCUCACCGGCAGUAUUUUGAUAAGCAUGCUUACACAUUAACUGGAUAUGCCCUGGAGCACUUAUAUGACAGUGAAACCAUUAGAAACUAUUCCUUGGGCUGUAAUGGCUCACACUUUGAUGUAACUUCCCAUCUAAGGAUGCAGCCAGACCCGGCACAAGGACACAAGGGAACAUCUGUUAUAAUAACCAAUGGAAGCUGA
Molecule: messenger RNA, 2301 nt
Organism: Callorhinus ursinus (northern fur seal)
Lineage: Eukaryota; Metazoa; Chordata; Mammalia; Carnivora; Otariidae
Gene: SIM1
Product: SIM bHLH transcription factor 1
Biological process (GO): regulation of transcription by RNA polymerase II
Molecular function (GO): RNA polymerase II transcription regulatory region sequence-specific DNA binding; DNA-binding transcription factor activity, RNA polymerase II-specific; protein dimerization activity
Source: RefSeq, a predicted model, not a curated record